Molecule: messenger RNA, 2280 nt
Organism: Episyrphus balteatus (marmalade hoverfly)
Lineage: Eukaryota; Metazoa; Arthropoda; Insecta; Diptera; Syrphidae
Exons: 1
Coding region: 1-2280 (759 amino acids)
Biological process (GO): proteolysis
Molecular function (GO): aspartic-type endopeptidase activity
Source: RefSeq, a predicted model, not a curated record
AUGGCAACUAAGAAAUUAAAUGCAAAAAUUUUACAACUUAAAAAAGAUGUUGAAAAUUUCGGAAAGAAAGGGAAGGCCAUUUCCGAAAACUAUGUACAAACUAGGAUAAAAUUGCUGGAAGAGUUGUGGGAAUCUGUAAACAAAAUUUAUGAUGAUUUUUUAGAAUCUGAUGAGGUUGGUGAAAAGGAUGUGGAUGCUGAUGCUGGGGUAGGAUCGGUAUACGAACAAUUUCGUGAGAAUUAUUGCGUUUUUAGAGCAAAGUUGUUUGAUUCGCUGCAAAGCCUGGGUGGCAGCAGCAGUAGUGUAUCAAAAGUAGUUGCUGAUAAAGAAAAGGAGGUAAGAAAGGAGGAUAUUCAUCUUCCAGCUAUUAAAUUACCUUCUUUUGAUGGCUCCUAUCAAAAUUGGCCAAAUUUUCACGAUUUGUUUGUAUCGCUAGUUGCUAGCAAAGAUUCGCUUUCCGACAUACAAAAAAUGCAUUAUUUAAAAACGAGUUUGACAGGAGAUGCAGAAAAGUUAUUGCUGACUUUGAGUACUGAAAGUCGAAACUAUGCUAAAGGAUGGUCAAUGCUGAAGGAUAGGUAUGAUCACCCUCGCGUUCUUGUAAACAUCCAGUUGAAUACACUGUUCAACCUGCCGUCGUUAACUCAGGAGCGUGUGGAGUCGAUCAAAGAUCUUCUUUACACUUCGACACAAGUGAUCCACAGCCUUGCAAAUCUAAAAAUUGAAGUUGAGCAUUUAGAUCCCAUACUAAUAUUUCUGUUAGUACGAAAAUUACCUGGGAAAACUCAACAGAUGUGGGAGGAGAAGUUGAACGAUCGAGAAAAUCCGAAGCAGUUGCCAACUUUCCAGGAAUUUACAUCCUUCCUUGAGACAAGGUUCCGGACAUUGGAAGCAGUCGAUCAGCAGCACGGUCAGAGCUCAUCAAACACAUCACGGAGUUCUUCUCACAAACAUUCGUUCAUCGCUCACGCUCAAUCUGGAAAAUCGAAACUUACUUGUAAAAUAUGCCUGAAAAAUCAACAUGCUGUAAGAAAAUGUAAUAAAUUUUUAAAAAUGAGUGUUACCGAUCGUAGUCAGGUUAUAAAUAAAUUGGGUUUGUGUCGAAACUGUCUAGGGUAUAGUCACACAUCAGAUAGUUGUCCAAGUGGUCGUAGGUGUUUUCAUUGCCAACAACCACAUCACACUUUACUGCAUGUAAAUAAUACUUCUUUUCAGCCUAGUCAACAACCUUCGAAUUGGCAACAACAUGCUAACAACUCUCAGCCGCUACAACAUCAGGUAAUAAACAACAACCCGCCAAACCAGGUGCAGCAAAAUACCCAAAGUACAAGUUUGAAUGCAGAAGCUCCUUCGUUCCAAAGUUCAAGUAAACAACCGUCGACAUCCAGCAACUUAGUAUCUCAUCAUUCUCAUCACAGUAGUAAAACAAAAAACUCUCAAGUCUUACUGGCAACAGCCCUUGUGAAAGUGAAGUCUUCGUUAGGUGAAUGGUUGACGAUGCGAGCAUUGUUGGAUUCUGGUUCUGAGGCGUCAUUUAUCACAGAGUAUGCUGCCCAAUUGCUACAGCUUAAAUCUCAAGCAACUCAAAUGGGGGUUUCCGGGUUGGGUUUAGUCAGCAGUGGCAAAUCUCUUAAAAUGGUGGAUAUCACUUUUGCUUCACACCAUUCCACUUUUGCAACAACAGUGCAGGCUUAUGUCUUAAAGUCACUGACUGGCCAUUUGCCGGCCCGGACCCUUCACGUUGAGAAUUGGACCCAUCUCAACGAUUAUGUGCUAGCUGAUCCUGAAUUUUUCAAAUCAUCCAAAAUUGAUAUUUUGCUUGGCAGUGAUGUCUUAGCCGAACUUUUGUUGCCGGAGCUCAUCCCACCAACAGACAAGUUGAUGCCAGUCAUGCAAAAUACAACACUGGGAUGGAUCUUAUUCGGAAAGGCUCCAAUUGUAUCUGAAUCAAGUCAACAAGUCAGAAGUUUUUUGCAAAUUUUACAAACAGACCUUCGAAUAUUCUGGGAAUUGGAAGAAGCACCGUUCAAGCCAUACUUAAAAGCCGAAGAUGUUGAAUGCGAAAAUCAUUUUAUCAACAAUGUUCAACGGACAGUUGAUGGGCGCUAUCAAGUGGCAUUACCGUUCAAGGGAAAUGUUCAUCCUGUUCUUGGCGAUUCGUAUCAAAGUGCUUUACGGCGAUUCUAUGGACUUGAGAGGCGUCUUGAUGCAAAUCAACAACUUCGAGACCAGUAUUCAGAGUGCAUCGAAGAAUAUAUUCAAAUGGGUCACAUGAGCUAA